CGCGUCCCCUCGGAGGCGGCGAGCGGAGCCCGGCGGCAGGUGGCGGCGGCGGCUCGGCCCCUUUAAGGCUACGGCUGCCGUAACGCGAUCCCCGCCGGAGCAUCCUGCACCCAGGAAGGGCUGUCCCGUCCCCUACACCGCGGGGAAGGCAUGGAGGAGGAGGAGGCGGCGCCGCAGCCCCCGUAGCCCCGCUCCCAGGCUGAAGAACAAUGGCUUACUUCAGCAACUUGACUAUUGGCAUUGCUGUGGCCAGUUUUACUGUAUUUCAGCUCCUGUUCCAUGUUUUAAGUUCUUGGGUGUCAACACGAAUAACACCUGGUUUUAACAAUCUCAGCCAAAAAAGGAAGAUCGAAUGGAAUUCAAGGACAGUGUCCACAUUCCACGCCUUGGUGGUUGGAGGGUUUUGCCUAUAUAUUUUAUUGUACGAUGAUGCUGUUAAUGCUGACCGUAUCUGGGGUGACCCUUCAAUUGUGAAGCUGAAUAUUGCUAUUACCACAGGCUACCUCAUUUCUGAUCUGUUGCUUAUUAUUUACUACUGGAAAGCAAUUGGUGACAAAUUUUUUGUAAUACAUCACUUGGCAGCUCUGUAUGCUUACUAUUUUGUACUGAGCAAAGGUCUCCUGGCUUACUUUGGAAACUUCCGUCUGCUUGCAGAGUUCUCCACUCCUUUUGUCAAUCAGCGGUGGUUUUUUGAAGUACUGGGAUAUCCCAGAUCUUCAAAGGCCAACAUCAUCAAUGGUGUGCUGAUGACAGUUGUGUUCUUCGUGGUGAGGAUUGCCGUCAUGCCUGUAUAUUACAGCCAUGUAAUUUCUUCAUUUGGAACAGAAGGUUUCCAGAGAUUAGGAUUUGCAGCCCAGAGCGCCUGGAUUAUCUCAAGUGUUGUCUUGGAUAUUAUGAAUGUGAUGUGGAUGGUCAAAAUUGCAAAAGGAUGCUACAAGGUCAUUUGUCUUAUUGGACAGGACGAAGCGAAAACUCAUAGAAAUGGAAAAUCUGCCUAGAAAUCAUACAUAAAAUGAAAUUUCUGCUAUGAAAAUAUUUUGGGUUCACUGAAACAGUGCACAUUUCUGCCAUGGAAUGCUCCUAUUAUGGAAACAAGGUAUUACCUCUGUACUGAUCUUACUCUUUCCCUAGCCACACUGCCUGCACACCCAGGGCCACGCUUUGCGGAUCCUGUCCAGUGAGGAAUAAAAGCAAAAGCUCACACAGAUGAGUUCCACAUGCCUGAUCUAAGCAGUUGCAAGCAUCAGAAAUUAGAAAGGAGGAGACUGAUUACUUGCUUAUUGUCCACCAGUGUGUUCAAAGUGUUUUUCUCAGGUUUCUCUGAUUAAAAUGUUUUAUAAAUCCAGUGAAUACUGACAUAUCUGUUUUUUUAGAAAAUGAAAAAUUCCCCAAACUCCUGAUUAUGGUGCAAUUUUCCAGGCACAUUUCUAUGGUUUCUUCUAGGAAUAACAAUCAAGAUUUCAUUCUUGACAACUUUUUAAUUUUUGCAAGAAAAGCUAAAAAUUUGGCUUUGAUUCUGUGAAGUCUUUUACUGCUUUUUUUUCUGCCUUAUAUGAAUGCAAACCAUUUUGGGAAAUUUAUGAAAUAAUUUUAUCUAAAAUGCUGUAUUAUAAGACCAUAUGAUUUCUUAAAAGUUGUUAGAUUUCCCAUUUUGAUGGGAAGGAUUACCAUUUGCUGUGCUAGGUUACAUGCAAUAGUACAUCUAAAUUCCCCAUGGAACUUUUUUUGUAAGUUAAUAUGGUAAAUGAUGCGUGGAAAUGGCAUAAUUCUUACUGAAGCGCUUUUUCCUUUGCUGCUACUACCUUUGAGAAGGGCUGCAAUUCUUCUCAGAGUAUUUUUAACCAUUGGCUAUUUGGAUUCAAAGUUUAAUAGCAAAGAAAUAAAAAUCUUCUGUAUAUGUGAUGUGUAACUUUCAGUAAUACCUUUUUAUCACAGAAAUGACCUAUUUGAUACGAAGUGUUCAGAAUUUUGGUCACAUUUUCCUUGUUAAUCAAGUCAGAAAUCUGAGGUGUUGACUAAAAACGCUCUUGUAUCAACUGUGCCAAACUCCUCUAAAGCUGUAUGGUAAUUCUGCAGAAGGAACAGUUGACCUCUGUAGACACAUAUUUUUUUUUAUACCACACAUUUGUCAAUAGGUACUCAGUUCUUCCUUCUGUGAACUUGAAGGCUUGGAUGUCAUCAGAGAGGAAUCCUGCCAUCUAGGAAUAGUCUUAAAUCUCAAUUAUAAUACAAUUCGAGGAAAUUCUGAGUUCUGUUUUAUUCAAAAUAAUUUUGAGAGCUAUAUUUAAGUGUAAAUUUGUUUUGUUUCACUUCUUUUAACUGGAAUUGGGACUGAUUAACUUCUGGUUUUUUUCCUUGGUGUAGGUUUGCUAAAAGUGUCUGUUUUCACUGAGACUUUAGCGCACAUCCCAAUUAUUGUAGCAAUCUGUUAAAGCAAUUUCUUUUCAAAGAGAAAGAUAGCAUAUUUGCCCUGUGUUGGGUGACUAGUCCUGCUCCAGCUGACAAAGCUGGGUGAUGUGAGCUCUCCCCUCCCUAGUCAGAGGUGUGACUGCCCCGUGCUGUCCUCCCUGGUGAGGGACUCAGUGUUCCCCGCCUACAGAAGCUGGAUGUAAGACCCAAGAGGAAUGCAUAGGCUGAAAUGCCUUUUUACCAAGGCAGCUGCAAUGAGUUUAGUUUCCCAGUUAAAAUGCUGUCAGGGAGUAUUGUUUGGACUUGUGUAAAAUGCACUUUUAACAGCCUAGCUCCAUUGCUCAGCUGGGCAGGCUUUUUUUCUAAAACAGUUUCCCAAUCCUGCCUUUUUAAGGGAGAUAGCAAGGAUUGUUAGUACUUGUGUUUUUUGGACCCUGUGAUUAUUAGUACUUCACAGGCCUACAGACAAAAAAAUCUAUUUAUGCCUUGGGAGAGUUAGCAAUUAAUCUGUUGAGCUGUAUGAUCUGAGUGAGCACAGUGCCUCGUUUGGGUACCAGUAAAUCCACAGUCUGUGAGAGUUGAUCCUGUGACUUGCUUUGCUCCAAGAAAUAGACUCUCUUUUAUGCUAAUUUGCAGAACCUGGUAUCUUUUAAAAUGUGAUUUCAGUGUACCUAAUGCAAAAUUGUGAAAAGGCUGUGUUUUUAUCAUCUUUAUGAUUUAAAGAUGGAUAUGAAAUACUCUUUUCUUUGCUUUUUAAAUCACUAGAUCCCUGUGAUUUAAUAAUUUUGUAAUAGCUUGUUCUUUUCUAAAAUAAAUUGAGUAAAUUCAAGCAUUUUGGAGAAUUAUGCUUGAAAGCAGAAGUCUGCUUUUCUUUUUAGGGAAGUAGGAUGAGAAAAUUGAGAAGAUGAUUUGGAGAAACUCUUGGGGUGAUAACUCAUGAAAAGUAUCUGAAAUUUAUAAUUUCUUAGCAUUGAUUUUAAUAUUUCAGUAUUUUAAACAUUUUGGUCUCAGUAGAGGCCAUUCAUUAAAAUGGUCUACUUCUUCCACUUCUAGAUAGACUUGUGUUUGGUAGGGGAAAAAAAAAAAAGUAAGUCAAGCUAUAAUAAAAUGUUAAAUUAAUGUUAAAACUAGAUUUAGAAACAAAAAACAAUCCAAAACUCUGCAUACUACACUUUGGCCAACAGUCCAGAAUUGAAGAGCAGUAGGACAAAUUCUUUCAGAACACCUAGUAUUUUGGAUUGCGGCACAAAAUUAGUGUAAUUAAAAUUUUAUUUUGCAAUGCAUUAGCUUCAAAUUUUAUCAUUUUUUAAAAAGUUAUUACAGUUAUGUCCUGAUGCAUCAGAAGAAAAUUUUCUUAUGAAAAAACUAUUAACAGUUGUGGUUUCAGCAAAGACUUUAGUAAACAGGCAGCAAAGUUGUGAUGUACUGAAUACAGUAGUAUAUAGGGCACUUUUUACCUGCCAUUAAAAGCUUAUAAUACAGCAAAUUAGAUAGCUGAGGAACCCAUUUUUAAUUGCACUUUAUUAAUUUUAAAAAUGUGGUGAAAUAAUGAAAUUUAAUGUUGUAAGCUUGUGUCUUUGCUUUUUUAUGCAAAAAAGUAAAUGCAUGAUAAUUAGCAUUGUAACAAAUGCUUUUGAAUGUAAUAUCUUAUUAGUGGCUUAAAACUUCUAUUUUUAACAGAUGCAUUCUAAAAGCAGACUCUUGGCAUGUCACCAAAAAGGUGUCUUUUCUGUGGGCAUAUCAAAUGGAAGGAGUGACUUGUAAAAACUGCUGUUUAUCUUUUCUUUUCCAUUCUUCAAUACCAGGUGACAUAAAAUUAGCUCGCUGAUCACGGGAGAGACUAUUUGUACCGGUUAGGCUGUAUGUAGAAAUGCAAGUUAACCCUUUUUUAUGGCUUUAAUUUUUCAUCAAAAGAUGAGUAAAUACCACAUUCAGAACUCUACAGGAGAAGGGUAGGUCAGGCUUUCUGUAACUGAUUUGUGGAAUCAGUACUUGCAGAGAGGAAUUAUACUUCAAAUACUCAUUUUCUCAGUGAGUGUUUCAGUGGAUUUCAGUGGAAAGUCUCACAAAACGAGAUGCUGUAUGGGUUAUUUGUGUGAAUUCUUCAGUGGUAAGAAUUACAUCUCUGAAGCCUACUCUACCUCUGUAAGUACUUGCUAUCUUGACUGAGCUCAGUAAUUUAAUAACUUAAUUGCAUAAAAAAUAAUCAAUUUAAUAAUGAAAUAUAUGCACAGGAAAAUGAGAAGAGCUGACUUAAUAUAUAAAUUCUUAACAAUUCCAAAUUUUGUACUAAAGUUUUUUAAAAGGUAAAUUAGUUACGGUGUUUGGAAGAGAAUUACUUCCAUCUUUACUUAAAAUAUUGUGGGAGAAGAUUACUUAUAUUGCAGAACUAACAUUACCCUAAGGAUAAAAGCUUACAUGAGUGAGCAAAUGCAUCAGUUUAGAGGCAUAGAAAGGCACAAAGUUAAUUCCUGGGCAUAGGCCAGCGACAUGGGAUACACAUCAUAAAGUCACCCCAAGACAUGCAUUCAGGCAGGCUUAAAGAGGAGAGGAGGAGGAGGUUUUGAGUACACUCACAGAGAUCCAGAUGUCUUCCUACUGCUGUAGCUGGGACAACAGCAGACUGAUACGUAGCAGAAAGGUUUAGGUGUUUCUGUGUCUCUGUUGGCAAUGGAAAAUGAAACUUUAUUCUUUAAAAUUUUCAAGCUGUAUAAAAUGGAAUACCAAUUGUUGAUUACUGUAUGAAGAGGACUUUUUCUCAUGGCCUUGUGUGUGUUUAAGCAUAUGUACGUACAAGCUUUCUGUAAAAGACCAUUUAAUAGAGAAGUUUGAAAAAUUUUGUGAUGCUUCUGCUGAGCCAUUCAGAGGAAAAUAAAGGGCUGCUUGACAAUUACUCCAGUUUAGGGUCUGGUGUGGUGUUGGCUGCUGCUGAAAACCAUCGGUAAAGCAAACAGAAAGGGACUAGAAUUUUCAGAUGAAAAAGUGCAAGUGUAGAACACUUUGAAAAGUAUCACAAGCCCCUUUGAUAUUUUUAAUAGCCUACUGUACAACAGCAUUAUCUAGCUACAAGGAACUUCAUGAGGGGAAGUUUGCUCCUGGUCAAAUUUCUCUGUCUGUGGAAUACAGCCAGAAAAAGAACAGUACUAUCAGCAAGCAUUGCUGAUAUUCUGAUUGAUAGCAGUCAAAUGGAAAUAGUGAUAAUAUUUAUGAACUUUUAACAUUAAUCCAAACCUGGAUAAAAUCUCUGUUAGACAGGUGAAGGUCUUAGGAUUUUCUGAAAGCAACCUGAAAGUUGUUUUUAUGGCAGAGAAGAUGAAAUAUGUGCUGCCUGGGUUGUUUAGGGAUCUGGGAUUAAGCAUCAAGUCAUACUUUUAGAUGGUAACACUUGGUAAGGUUUCUUAUCCAUUAAAAAUUUCUACUAGCUACCUCCUUUGACAUUCUUGUUCUUUUUCAUUCUCAUUCAAAGCACUUUAUAGCUCAGUGAAGAAUGGAAGGUAGCUAUGGAGAAUAAAUUUUAUUGUUUAGUAUAAGAAAUAUUUUGGCAAAAUUUCUUCUGAGAACAGUUUCAUUGUGUGAUGUCCUGCACUGAGAGGGCAUCUGUUUAUUAUGAAGUAUAUACAUUUUUAACCUUCUUGUAAGUAAAAGAAAUGUCUUUAAGAGAGUAAAGUAUGAAGAGUUCAGCAUGGCUUGGUAUCAACCAUAUAAUGAUUCAGUGUGCUAUUUAUAACUUCCUACUUACUGAAAUUGAAAAUAUAAGAGCAAAUAAAAUAUUCUGUAUUGUAUCUUUAUUUUUAAUCUAUGUGUGGGAUGUCAAACAUUGUACUUGUCUUGUGGACAGGACAUGCUUUUACGAGCCUAGAAGUAUUUAAGUAUAUGAGAAUCUGCACCCAAAUGGAACACGUUGCAUGUAAAUUGUCUUCUAAGUUUUAAAAUUUUGGUAUUUUUAAAAAUUUGCUAAGUUUGAAAGCAACAUUUAAAUAUUUAUACUAAGCUGUAAUACCGAAUACAAAAUUUUAAAUGCAAUGUGGUUUUGUUUAUAGUAAUCCUAUUCCAGUUUCACAAGAAAAAUCCAUCAAAUCAUAGGGGGAAGGGAGGAAAAGGGCUAAUCAUGAGCUCGGCUAUAUAAUUUGCACACUUAAUAUGCACACAUCCAAGUAUCCUGGAUUUGCUUCUAGCAUGCAUUUACCAGUGUUUUCUUCAAUAUUGGCAGACACCUAUAUAUGUAGAAUAAGCACAGCUAACCUGUUAUAAAAUCAAAUUACAAAACCUGUUUGGAACAAAUGAGUUACAAGUUAGGCAUAAGUAAUGGAGCCUGUAAUUCAAAAACGUUUAUAUAAUCUUCUGUCUAAGAAGAAACUUGAUGAGUUUAUCUAACUGAUGUGCAGAGCAAGGAUGAAAACUGUAGAUCCUGCUAGACUGAUUUCUGGUAAAUCUUGACAAUCUGGUUUGCAGUAAAUUCUAAUACUGUCACAAAAUGUCAGGAUCACAUUAUUAAAUUCAACUAGUAACGUGACCUGAUUGUAGUAGCAAUCCUUAUCAUGGCACAAGAACUUAAAAAUGCAAUAUAACGAUUCUGAAGAUUGGUGAUAAAAGUAAUCUGUCAUAGUAAGGUGAAUGAUUAAGUAUUAUAGGUUUAAAUAUACUUUUUAUUAUAAGAAAAAAAUCUGAAUUAUUUGUUAGCAUUUCAGUGAUAUUGUAAAGCAUUUCUGUAUUUUGUUUGAACAGUUUAGGAGCUUGCAUAAAAUGAUAUUGGCUGAUUUUUUUCCCUUUGAUAUAUGCAAUAAUGUCAAUAAGCAAUAAAUUGCAUGUUGUAUGCAAGGUAUUGGUACUUCAUAAUAAAGAAAAGGAACACA
Corvus hawaiiensis (hawaiian crow) is the source of this 7262-nucleotide messenger RNA. RefSeq names its product TLC domain containing 4 (gene TLCD4). Bases 210 to 998 code for a protein of 262 amino acids. The transcript is spliced from 7 exons. Gene Ontology annotation, biological process: lipid homeostasis. Gene Ontology annotation, cellular component: membrane; endoplasmic reticulum. The record is from RefSeq and is a predicted model, not a curated record. Lineage: Eukaryota; Metazoa; Chordata; Aves; Passeriformes; Corvidae.